AUGUUCGAUCACAUACUCAAGAGAAGCCAUACGGACCUGAUGAAGCGACACGCGGCCAGUCAUAUUCAACCACGUGACAGCAAACGAAGGUGUCUCCCCUCCUAUCCCAAGAAUGGUCGUGUGUCGCAGGCCUGUAAGACCUGCGCUGCAUCGAAACUCAAGUGCGACGAGGAGAAGCCUUGUCGCCGAUGUCGGGAAAAGAAAUUGGUCUGCAAUCGGGCGCAGAAUGGCACUCCGAUCGACACAUCCCCUCCUCGACCACAACGACAAGCAUCCCAGAGCGAUCAGACGCCACAUCUCCCUGCCGACGCAUCGCAGGUCCACGCCACGUUCCCACCCCCGAUCGACGGGCAAAUAGACCAGUAUCCGAACGAGAUGGUCAGUCCGAAUGCGGAGAUGAACAAUCACGUACCCGUGGGGCUUCAAUCCGGGUCGUCUACAGAUGAUCGCAACAGUGUCGUGUUCAGUGUCGACGGCACCUUCUUUCCCGACUGUAUCCUCGAGUCACUGAUACCUUCAUUGUCCCGAACGAGCGAUCUGGACCCGCUACCUGUCCUUCCACAGGACUAUUUCCACACUGAAUUAGAUCACAAUGUUGACUUCGACUUCGAUUUGACCGAUGUGGAUUAUGGAGUCAUUGACCUUUUCAAUUCUCGGGGAGCUGUCCAUCAUAAUGCCCACAACAGCGACGGAGCCAACGAUUGUGGCGAUGGUGACAGCGGGAUUGCCAUCGGUGCCGAGGCGUAUCAUCGGUCAUCCUUGUCCGCUUGGAAACCGGCCCACGAAGAUCAUGCAUUUGCUGACCAGGUAAAUCUCUCGGUUUCAGAGGCUAUUGACAGCCCCGAGGCCAAUUUCAGACCGGAUCGUCGGAUCCUCUCUGAGCGGUUGUCCCCAAGUGGUCGCGAUCUCAUUUUUGGCAUGGUGCUGCAGACCAGCCAGCGAGCCAACCUAACUCGCAUCAUGAAAUCCUUUCCGAGUUCCCAACUGCUGGACAGUUUGAUCCAGUACUAUUUCGAAUCCCAGAGUUACCACAUAGACUCCUGGAUCCAUGGACCGACUUUUCGGAUGAAAGAAGAGCCCCCCGAUAUCCUUGCCGCUCUUGCCGCUGCUGGAGCCGCUCGCUCAACCAUUCCGACCAGCCGCAGGUUAGGAUACGCCUUGAUGGAGAUAGUGCGCCUCCAAAUGUCGGUAAAGUAUGAGAGCGACAAUAGCACCACACGCGAUCUGCGCGCCUCGCAGACGUUUGCUCUGGCUAUCGAUGUCGGACUGUGGAGUGGCAACGCACGGAGGACAGAGAUUGCGGAAAGCUUCCAGCAGCCUCUGGUCACGAUGUUGCGACGUGCCUUACGUUUUCGACGCUCGGUCUACUCCAACAUCGCACCAAGUGCCGACGACGAUGGUGAUGUUCUGGAGAAGAAGUGGCGGGAAUGGGCUCAUUCCGAAUCAUUCAACAGACUCAUACAUCACAUGUUUCUGCAUGAUGCCCAGUCAGCGAUGAUGUUGAACGUGAACCCAAUAAUCUCGUACUCCGAGCUGGAACUUCCUCUGCCUGCUCCUCGCUCGUUGUGGGAGGCCAAAUCCGCCAAGGACUGGAAGGAAGCGUACCUGGCAAGUGGACUGUCUAGUCGUGGCCGAACACCCUCGUUGGUUGACAGUCUACAAGACUUGUCCCAGUUAUCGGCAUAUCAAUCCCGAAUUGAUCUUCAACUGUCAACAUUGGCCCUUAUUCACGGACUCUCUACACUAGUCAGCGAAUACCAUCGCCAAAAAUGUAUAACAAAAGACCAUUCCAAACACUGGAAUGCUUUGGUGAUCAGUUCACGACAUCAAGAGUUGACACAAGCACUACAACAUCUACGCAUGCUUUGUUUCGAGAUGUCUAGCGCUCUCGGGCCCGGGAUUGUUUUGGUAUUUGAACUCAUUUCCAUGUUCCUACACAUGUCGCUGGAGGAACUGCAGCUGUUUGCAGGCAAGGAGGAUAAGAACGAAGCCCGUCGGGUCUACCACAGCGCGAUCGAGUGGAUCAGCAGUAUUGACUCGCGACGAGCGAUUUGGCACGCCGGCCAAGUGGUACGGGCGGCAAAAGUCAUGCCUCCGGGGGCUUUGACUCGGUUCUUUGCUCUGGGAGUCUACUACGCUAGUCUUGCGUUUUGGUCCUACAGCGUUGUAUCAAAAGCCAAAAAUUGUCAAGCGGUCGUCGGCAGUCCGCAAUCGGACCCGCAAUUCCGCGGUCCCUGGCCCACAGUCUAUCUGGAUGGUGAGGAAACGACCGAUGUGCAAAGGUUCAUCUCAUUAGGUUGCGGCUGUCCGGCUUUGCAUGCUCCAAGCGGUGCCGCUGUCAUUGCCGAUCCCAGCCAGAUCAUGGAUGCAAUUCAAACGCUUCUGCGAGGCGAUGCCCACCAGGAUAAUUUAUCUCCAUUCGUCCAAGGACUUUGUCAGUUGAUGUGCGAUCUGGGCAACGCAGCCUAUGCCUCUACAUAA
Molecule: messenger RNA, 2481 nt
Organism: Aspergillus lentulus
Lineage: Eukaryota; Fungi; Ascomycota; Eurotiomycetes; Eurotiales; Aspergillaceae
Product: putative C6 and C2H2 transcription factor RegA-like
Biological process (GO): DNA-templated transcription; regulation of DNA-templated transcription
Molecular function (GO): zinc ion binding; DNA-binding transcription factor activity, RNA polymerase II-specific; DNA binding
Source: RefSeq, a predicted model, not a curated record